Molecule: messenger RNA, 1919 nt
Organism: Prorocentrum cordatum
Lineage: Eukaryota; Dinophyceae; Prorocentrales; Prorocentraceae
Source: the annotation of a GenBank genome assembly
AUGAUGUUCUUUGGUCUGUACCUUGUGCCGUCUUUCUUCCUGUGGCGCUUUGCGAACGCCUACAUGGACGGGAGGAGGAAGCUGCGGGAGCAGCUCGCCACAUUUUGCGUGGAGAGGUCGAAGUGCUUCCUCGAGGCGCACAGGCAGGCCCUGUUGGCGGACAUCGCGGACAGGUUCGGGAGCGUGCAGGAGUUCGAACGCUUCAUACGGACCGAGCUGCCGCCCGUGAUCUCCGUCCUGAGGCAGGCCCCCGUGCCUCUGAUGACGGCCAUUGUCGGCGCGAUCUCCCAUUUCUUCUUCUUCACGGCCAUCAUUGCCAGCGCCAUACAGCAGGGGAAGGCGGACGUCGCCGCCCGCGGCGCGAUAACCCUCCCGAUCGUCUGGCUCUGCACCGACUCCCUGGCGCUGAACCUGGUGCUGGUGCUCGCGGGCCGCGUGCUCGCGUCCGAGCGGCCGCCCCCCCCAACGACGGACAGGUCGUAUUCGGGCCGCCGCCAUGCGUCGUGGCGCCACGCGUUGCCUCACUACCCGGGGCGGUUGGGCAGGGUGCUGCGCAGCAGGAUCGUCAGGAGCCUCCUGGGCCCGCUCACCUCCGCCACCGUCUUCGCCGGCCUGUGCGCGAUCGGCAUCAGCGUGUUCUUCCCGGUCCUCGGCGUCCUGCGGCGAGGCCUCGCCGAGGGCCGUCGGCGGACGCCGGCCGUCCUGCGGCGGGCCGCCGGCGGUGGCUGGCGUCGCAUCUGCUGGAGGCGUCGCGGGAGCUGGUUUAGCUCCCCGUGCGUCGCUGACGGAGUCUGGAGGCGUCGCGAGAGCUGGUCUAGCUCCGCCUGCGUCGCCGGCGGAGUCGCCAGCAGAGUUGAGCAUCUAGGCCGCUUCGGGCAGGGCAUCAGCAGCCCCGCUGCAUCGGACUCGGCCUGGCCGGCCUGGUGCGCAGCCCGCCCUCGACCGUGGUUGCAUUCGCGGUGCCCCGGUCUCGUCCGUGGCGCGGCCACUCGCUGGAGCGGGUCGACGCCGCCUAGUCUGGAGGGCAGUGGUCGUCUCGGGACGGGAAGUGCGUCAAGUUGUGUGGUAGUCUCCUCUGGCCUGCCGCGAUAGCCUACGCUUUGUGCCAGCGACAGCGCGACCACGUGCGGUCUGAACGAGUGCUCCUGGAGCGGAUGCGACACCGGCAUGCGCAUUCUACUUGGGAUAUCCGUACAUCGUCAUUCCCAACGCAGCAGGCAUGGACGUCAGUUGGUAAGCGCCAGUGCUGGCGCUCUUGACACUAUGUUUAUGCCAGCUGCAACCUUUUAUCACUUACGUGCUCUCAGUGAGCAUCGCUGCCCAUGCCGCCCGAGGGCUCUGGCACCCGGCUUGGGCGGAGGCUCUUUCGGGACUGGGCGGUUCUCCCUUCCUCUAUUGUCUUCAGAGAAGGAGACGCAAAGCAUGUUUGUCCGCCCGGCUUGUCGACAUCCUGGACGACGUGUUGCACGCCUGGAUGUAUGCAGCCAUGGUCAUUGCAUUCAUGUGCGCAGCGAUCACAGUGACUGCAUCUAGCAUUCACUGCGCCAAUUUAUUUGCUGCCAGCUGAUGCAGCAUCCGAUACCGUCAGCGCACAUGUCGCUCGACGGUUCAGGUCAUCAGAUGCCGUCAGCGCAGAUGCCGCUGAUGAUGCAAGUGUGACGUUGAUAUCACAGCUGGAAUUAGUUGGCAUACAUUGUGCCAUAUUGUGUUUGUGUUUUCACAUCGCCACGUGCGCCUAUAUUGUCGGCUUCACAUGGCAUAUGCGUGCGCUGCUCUGGCUUGCUCCCUGUUAUCAUGAGUCGUAUGGGUGAGGCGUAUUGGCGGCUAGAAAAUGGGGCCAAUGUUCAGGGGGGCCGGAAGAAGGCGGCCUCCGAUGACCCCCCCGAACCCGUGCGUCCAUCCUACGGUCUACGACCCUC